Molecule: messenger RNA, 1277 nt
Organism: Colletotrichum godetiae
Lineage: Eukaryota; Fungi; Ascomycota; Sordariomycetes; Glomerellales; Glomerellaceae
Exons: 5
Coding region: 87-1178 (363 amino acids)
Molecular function (GO): DNA-binding transcription factor activity, RNA polymerase II-specific; RNA polymerase II cis-regulatory region sequence-specific DNA binding
Source: RefSeq, a predicted model, not a curated record
CUUUUCCCCAUAAAUACCACGAAUUUCCGGCGUCCCUCAAUCUAAUUCCUUUCGAAGGCUAUGGAUCAACCCAUCUGAACCAACCCAUGACAACGGACGCAAUGUCUGAUAGGAGCCAAGCUUCUCGUGAUAUACAACCGAGCGUGGACUUUUACUUGACCAACCGGGACGUGGAACCCUCAAUCCUGAGCGGAGAUCAAGCCUUACUCCAUGCCGACAACUUAGGGUCUCAGAGACUCGGUCCUCGCCAUCUACUACCCACUGGUCACAAGAUUGCCUCCCGAAAUGCUGGGCUCCCGCAACACGGUGUCCACGAUGGAUACCUCGAUUCUGUCAAUGUCAAUGUCUCGCACCCCUUCUCUUACAAUGAAGGCACUUUGUCGAUGAACCGCCCGUCAGAAAGGCUUAGCAUCUCGAACUCGAAGUGUAAUGUCCCAGCAUUGGACUUUACCGGCAUGCCGUAUGCCUUCGACAGCUUUCCAGUAACUAUCAACCAUUCAGAGACCCUCAACCAUUACACCACCGAGUGGGAUUCUCUGAAAAGCAACGAGGCGUUCUUCCCCAAUGCACACAUCACUGGCAAUAACAUACUGCCGACAUAUCGUCCAGCGGUGAUCUAUCCGCAAACGAACGAUUGGACCACCUUGUUCGAUGCGACGAAUCCAGAGUCCGAGCCUUAUGGACUAAUUCCCGUGUUCCGAGCUUUCGAGCUGCCGAACAAGUGUGGGCUUGACGAACUGGGUGUCAAAUUCGCCUACUCCGCUAGCACGAACACCCUAGAGAAUCCCCUGACCAAACCCAACGAUGGGAAGGGAAAGGCACCCGAGCCUCUCAAUCGAGCUACUAGAGCAUCGACACCUCCGAUUUCCAGCAAGAAGCGAAGAUUCGACUCCGACUCGGAUGCAUCAUCUACUCCGGGCGAAUGUCCGUUCUGUGACGGCUUUCGUGGAAAUGCGAAACGGCUCAGGGAGCAUAUGCGGUGCCAUAUUCGAGAGCACGUCUGUGAAGCACCUCGAUGUUCUCAGCGCUUCAGCACUGCAAGGGACCUUCGGAGGCAUGCCAAGUCUGCUCACCAAAAGGCAAAGCUCACCUGCCAUAUCUGUUCAGCCAGCAUUCAGGGUGGUCGAGUGGACAACUUGCAGAGACAUAUCAGGAACAGACAUAAUGAGGAGCCCUGAGUGGGAUAGUUCGAUGUGAGGGAGGAAGGAGGAUACUUAGACGGGGUAAAGGGAACGGGCUUCCGGAUCGAGCAGUAGCAGAGCUACCACUUGUGAAGA